UGGAGCUGAGAAAUUAAAGAUCAUAUCGUGGUUGAUCUAUCGGAGGAUGUGGAAGUUGAAGAUUGCGGAGGGGAAGGGGCGGUGGCUGACGACCACCAACGACCACAUCGGAAGGCAACACUGGGAGUUCGACCCCGACGCCGGAACGCCGGAGGAGAGAGCUCAGGUUCAACAAAUGCGCCGAGAUUUCACCAACAACAGGUUCCGCUGCAAGCAAAGCUCCGACUUGAUCAUGCGCAUGCAGCUAAGGAAGGAGAAGCCGUGCGGUGGGAUUCCGGCGGCGGUUAAGGUGGAGAAAACGGAGGACAUAACCGGAGACGCGGUGAAAACCAGUGUGAUAAGGAGCAUAAGUUUCUAUUCAACCAUACAAGGCCGUGAUGGGCAUUGGCCUGCCGAGUCUGCUGGUCCUUUGUUCUUCCUGCAACCUCUGGUAAUAUCGUUGUAUGUCAUGGGAAUGGUGAAUGACGUUUUAUCAGCAGAACAUCAAAAGGAGAUCAUCCGUUAUAUAUACAAUCAUCAGAAUGAAGAUGGUGGUUGGGGAUUUCACAUAGAGGGUCACAGCACAAUGUUUGGGACGGUUCUGAGCUACAUCGCAUUGAGACUGUUAGGAGAAGAAGCAGAAGACGACAGAGGAGAGGACACGACUGUGGCUAGCAGCCGCCGGUGGAUCCUUGACCACGGCGGCGCGGUUGCCAUUCCUUCUUGGGGAAAAUUCUGGCUUGCCGUACUUGGAGUCUAUGAAUGGGAAGGGUGUAACCCAUUGCCACCUGAGUUUUGGCUUCUCCCUAAAUUAUUUCCUAUUCAUCCAGGAAAAAUGCUGUGUUAUUGCCGGUUAGUGUACAUGCCGAUGUCGUAUCUAUAUGGGAAGCGGUUUGUCGGAAAGAUAACGUCAUUGGUGGAAUCAUUAAGGAAGGAGAUUCAUUCCCAAUCAUAUGCUAAAAUCAAUUGGAACCAUGCCAGGAAUACUUGUGCCAGGGAAGAUCUGUAUUACCCUCAUCCUUUAAUGCAAGAUAUGUUAUGGGGGUUUGUUCACCAUAUUGCUGAGCCCAUUUUGGGGAGAUGGCCAUUUACCAAGCUAAUAAGAGAGAAGGCUUUGAAGAUCGCCAUAGAGCAUGUUCACUAUGAGGAUGAGAACAGCAGAUAUCUUUGCAUUGGUUGUGUGGAAAAAGUGUUAUGCCUUAUGGCUUGUUGGGUGGAAGAUCCAACGUCAGAAGCAUGCAAACGCCAUCUUGCUCGCCUUCCUGAUUACUUUUGGAUUGCUGAAGAUGGUUUGAAAAUACAGUCAUUUGGGUGUCAAAUGUGGGAUACAGCCUUUGCUAUUCAAGCAAUCUUAUCAAGUGAUGACCUUACUCAACAAUAUGCCCAAACCCUAAGGAAAGGACACCACUUUAUAAAAGCAUCACAGGUACGAGAUAAUCCCUCUGGAGAUUUUAGUAAAAUGUAUCGACACAUUUCAAAAGGGGCUUGGACAUUUUCCAUGCAAGACCAUGGUUGGCAAGUCUCCGACUGCACUGCUGAAGGACUUAAGGUUGCCCUAUUACUUUCACAACUGCCCGAAGAAUUGGUUGGGGAAAAAAUUGAGACUGAAUGCUUGUUCGAUGCUGUUAAUGUCAUCUUAUCAUUGCAGAGUCCCAAUGGUGGUCUUCCAGCGUGGGAGCCUCAGCGAGCCUAUCGUUGGUUGGAGAAACUCAACCCUACCGAAUUUUUUGAAGACACUCUUAUAGAAAGAGAGUAUGUUGAGUGUACUUCAGCGGCAAUCCAAGCCUUAGUGCUUUUCAAGAAGCUACAUCCACGACACCGGACAAAGGAAAUUGAUGGCUGCAUCUCCAAAGGGUUACAAUAUAUUCAAAAUACACAAAAUUCAGAUGGGUCAUGGACGGGUAGUUGGGGAAUUUGCUAUACUUAUGGGAGUUGGUUUGGAGUGGGAGGGUUAGUUGCUUGUGGAAAAAGUUACAAUAAUUGCGAGUCUCUUUACAAGGCUUGUACUUUUCUUAUAUCAAAGCAAUUGCCAGAUGGUGGAUGGGGUGAAAGUUACCUUUCAAGCUCAAGAAAGGUGUAUACCAAUCUUGAAGGCAACCGCUCAAAUUUGGUUCAAACAUCAUGGGCUUUGUUAUCUCUGAUUGACGCUGGUCAGUUUGAAAUUGAUCCAACUCCUAUACAUCGAGGAAUAAAAUUGUUGAUAAACUCUCAAAUGGAAGACGGUGAUUUUCCACAACAGGAAAUCACAGGAGCGUUCAUGAAAAAUUGCACCCUAAACUAUUCCUCAUACCGAAAUAUAUUUCCAAUAUGGGCUCUUGGGAAAUAUCGUCGCCGUGUGCUAUUUGCAGAGUAAUCAUACAUGCAAUAUUGUAUUAUUCAUUCAAUGUCUCUAAUAAUACAUGACGAAAAGUGUAACCUUUAUGCAUUCAUAUAUGUUUUAUUUAAUUUUAGUACUCUAUCUAUUAUCAUGUUGAUUGUACCAAAAAAAAACAAAAAUGUUUUAUGUAUAAUAUUGCGAGUCAAGAUUUUAAUUA
Ipomoea nil (Japanese morning glory) is the source of this 2513-nucleotide messenger RNA. RefSeq names its product lupeol synthase-like. Gene Ontology annotation, cellular component: lipid droplet. Gene Ontology annotation, biological process: triterpenoid biosynthetic process. The record is from RefSeq and is a predicted model, not a curated record. The coding region runs from base 47 to 2332 and encodes 761 amino acids. Gene Ontology annotation, molecular function: intramolecular transferase activity. Lineage: Eukaryota; Viridiplantae; Streptophyta; Magnoliopsida; Solanales; Convolvulaceae. The transcript is spliced from 18 exons.